AUGCCUUCCAAGUCCAUCUUCACAUCUCUCCUCGCCAUCGCUCCCCUGGCCCUCGCCCAAAACCCAUCAUGCGACUGCUACAUGACAGAAGGCCAAUACUACAAAGACCACAGCUUCUUUGACUUCCGCUCCCUCUCCCAACACGCCGGCGUUCCUGCCCUGAUCGACUCGAUCCAGGGCAACGCCGAAGCGGGCUUCACAUCCGAUUUCUUCAACUGGGAGUCCGACUUCUCCAAGACAUGGGGUGCUCAGAAGUGGAACAACGGAAACGAAGAGUUUCCUAUGCAAAACACGUAUAACAACUUGUACAUCGAGGAGAACAAUGAUGAGUCUCCUGCGAGUGAUACUUGGUUGACUAUGCGAACUGCGAGACACAAUGGAUUCCAGACUGCGUCCGAGUUUGAGUCUAUGGUGAAGCAUCAGUAUGUUUCGCUGCGCAUGUAUGCUCGUACCAAGGGUUCGCCUGGUGCUUGCACAGCUAUGUUUACGUAUCGCGCUGGCGAAGACCUCGCAUCUGUCCAAGAAGCCGACAUCGAGGUCCUCACCAAGGAUCCUCCCAACGUUAUCCACUACACCAACCAGCCCUCAUACACCUCUGAAGGCGGCGAAGUUGACGGCGCUCACCUCGGCGCUGCCCUCCCUGAUGGUAUUACAUGGUCUACCUGGGCCAAGCACACACUUGACUGGACACCCGACACGACAAUCUGGAGAGUCAACGACAAGGAGCUCUGGCGCAACUCGUUCCAGGUGCCCCGGGACCCUGCGACGCUUAGCUUCAAUGCUUGGAGCAACGGCGACACCUGGACUGGUACUAUUCCCGAGGGCGGUGCUGCGUACCAGCAGAUCCAGUGGAUUGAGCUUCUGAGCGGACGCACUGACGGUGCUACUUGCUCGAGCGUUUGCAGCGUUGACAAGGGCGAGCCUGGUAAGGCUGUGCAGGUUUAG
Molecule: messenger RNA, 945 nt
Organism: Fusarium pseudograminearum CS3096
Lineage: Eukaryota; Fungi; Ascomycota; Sordariomycetes; Hypocreales; Nectriaceae
Exons: 1
Coding region: 1-945 (314 amino acids)
Biological process (GO): carbohydrate metabolic process
Molecular function (GO): hydrolase activity, hydrolyzing O-glycosyl compounds
Source: RefSeq, a predicted model, not a curated record